Messenger RNA from Thermochaetoides thermophila DSM 1495, 3234 nucleotides. Its product is annotated as calcium-dependent cysteine-type endopeptidase-like protein. The coding region runs from base 1 to 3234 and encodes 1077 amino acids. The record is from RefSeq and is a predicted model, not a curated record. Gene Ontology annotation, cellular component: cytoplasm. Gene Ontology annotation, biological process: proteolysis. Gene Ontology annotation, molecular function: calcium-dependent cysteine-type endopeptidase activity. The transcript is spliced from 3 exons. Lineage: Eukaryota; Fungi; Ascomycota; Sordariomycetes; Sordariales; Chaetomiaceae.
AUGUAUGGCUACUCAUCAUCAUCCGACUCGGAGGACGACUACUACAACUGGCGCAAGUGGAUUAAGAACCCGCCACCGCCCAACAACUCCAACGAUGCAAACAAAAGAAAAAAGAAGCUUAAGCUACCGCCACAACAGAGCAUCAACCGCAUAUGGAAGCGCUUCAGCAAGAAGCGCUUUACCAAAGCCCUCGCCGUCCUUCCCUUCGAUCCCGUCCCGCCACCGGCCAUCGGCGAGCGGUCCAACGAGCUGCUAACCGCAGGCUACGAGCGCGCCGUCGAAGAAUGCAGACGCAAAGUCCGGAAGAUAAUCCAAGAAUGUAGGAGGGUCAACACUCGCUACCGGGAUCCCGGUUGGGAUAUCGACUGGGAUCUCAAGAUGGAGAAGGGCAACUGUCUCAACAGCUUGGGCCGCGUUAAGUUCGAUCUUAGUAUGACGAACAUGAUGAAUCCGAGCUCGAUCGUGCCCAAGUCUGUCAAGCGUGUUCAUGAGAUCUUCAAGGAACCCACCUUCCUCAAGAACGUUAGCAGUUCCGACGUGAAGCAAGGAAAUCUCGGCGACUGCUGGCUCAUUGCCAGCUUGUCUGGCCUUGCUAACGUCAAGGACGGUAUCCAGCGUAUCUGCGUUGAGUAUGACACCAAGAUCGGCAUUUACGGUUUCGUCUUCUACAGAGAUGGUGAGUGGAUCUACUCUAUCAUUGACGACAAGCUCUACCUCAAGUCCCCCGACUGGGACUCCCCCAGCAUGCAGCGCGACCUGCUGCAGCAGAUCGAUCGCGAAGAUGUCGAGCAGGUCUACCGCGACACCUACCAAACCGGUUCAAAGGCCCUGUUCUUUGCGCAGUGCAAGGACCAGAACGAGACCUGGGUGCCUCUGAUCGAGAAGGCCUAUGCCAAGGCCCACGGCGACUAUGCUUCCUUAUCUGGCGGCUGGAUCGGCGAGGGUUUGGAGGACCUCUCGGGCGGUGUCACCACCGAGCUUCUCGCUUCUGACAUCCUUGAUACUGAUGCCUUCUGGGAGAACGAGCUCAGCAAGGUCAACCAGGAGUUUUUGUUCGGCUGCAGCACAGGUCUCCUAGACGGUGGCUAUGGCGACCGCGACGGUAUCGAGGAGGGCCACGCCUACAUUGUCAUGGAGGCGCGCACGCUCAAGGACGGUACGCGUCUCGUGAAGCUGCGCAACCCGUGGGGCAAGACAAAGAAGGGCAUCUGGGAAGGCCCGUGGUCCGACGGUUCCAAAGAGUGGACGACCGAAGUGCAGGAGGAACUCAACCACCAGUUCGGUGCGGACAGCGUCUUCUGGAUCCGAUACGAAGACUUGCUCCGUAAGUACCAGCACUUCGACCGCACUCGUCUCUUUCGUGACCCCGAUUGGCGAUGCUGCCAGCGCUGGAUCGGCGUCGACGUGCCCUGGAAGCCGCAGUACCAUGAAAAGUUCCACAUCAAGGUCACCUGCGAGACGCCCCUGGUCAUCGUCCUCAGCCAGCUUGACAACCGCUACUUCAAGGGCCUGCAAGGCCAGUACAGCUUCCGCCUGCAGUUCCGCGUGCACGAAAUCGACCGCCCCGAUCCCGAAGAUUACAUUGUACGCAGCCACGGGAACUACCUGAUGGACCGGUCGGUCGCCGUCGAGCUGCCGUCCAUGCUGCCUGGCACGUACAGCGUGUACAUCAUGGUGACAGGAGAGCGCAACCCGGAUGCGCCGAGCGUCGAGGAUGUCGUGAAGCGCGAGUGCAAGCGUCGCGUCGAGAACGAGAAGCUUGCUCAGGUCGGGUAUGCCUACGAUCUUGCGCACAGCAAGGCCGCGGCACACCUCGAGCUGGUCAAGCAGCUCCGCAAGCGUGCCGAUCAGAAGAAGGCUAGCGAGGCGCGCAAGAAGGAGAGGCAUCGCAUAUGGGAGAAAAGGCAUCUGAACCGGGAGAUCACCAAGAAGCAAGGACGCAAGAAUAAUGCUAAGCUCGAGGCCAAGCAGGCUGCUCGUGAGGAGAAGCGUCGUCAGGCCGAGGGCUUGCGGCCUAAGGAUGCUGCGGUCCAGACUGAUGAGUUUCUUCUCGAGGAGCUAAAGAAGCAGAAGGAUGCUGCUACUGAGGCAAAGUCGGAGGCUAAGCCUGAGGAGAAGAAAGUCGAGUCGGAAAAGAAGGCUGAGUCGGAAGAGAAGGUAGACAAAGAGCCGAAAGAGGGCGAAAAGUCGGAUGACGAGACCCCGGUCCCUACUCCCGCUGGCACCCCAGACAACGAGAAGGCCGAACCGGUGUCAGAGCAGAAGCCUAGAGGUGCCUCUGACGAGGAUAAAAAAGACGGUUCUGCCGUCGGUGACGACUCCAAGACCAAGUCCGACGACAAGUCCUUCGAGCAAAAGGCCGCAGCCUCCUCUUCAGGCAGCUCCGAUACUUCCAGCAGCAGCGGCGCCCUCACCCCCGCUUCAUCCUCUUCGACCCCCAGCACGGACGGCAAAUCCCAAGACAAAGUCCUUGUCCCGCCUGCCACAAUAACAGCAACAGCAACAAAAACAACAACAACAACAACAACAACUACCGAUCCCUCGAAAGUCUCCGGCGGCCCGCCACCACCUGCCCCAUCCCAAUCCCAACCGCAAUGCAAAUGCAACACCGCCUCCUCCAAGCAAAAGCCCGCCAAUAUGUACGUCACCUCCGAUAGCGAAUCCAGCGCCUCCCCUAUCUCCGACUGGGAAGAACUCUACUCUUCCGACGACAUGUCCAAGAAGCCGCGCUUGGCUCCGCAAUCCGGAUCCAACGUCAAGUCGUCGCGGUACUACUGGUACGGUGACAGUUCCGACGAGAAUGAUCCUGACCCGUGGAACGCGAUCUGCGUGGUUGGCUUGCGCGUGUAUAGUAAGGACGAGGGAUUGGAGUUACGUGUGGUGAUGGAAGGCGGCGAGCUGGAGGAAGGCGGCAUGGGCGAGAAGGGAGGCGUGGAUUUGGAUAAUGCGCAGGCGAAUGCGGGCGGUCUUAGGAAGGGUAGUAUUUGCAUUCCUGGGCCUGCGCCUGCGCCGGCUCCGGCUCCGGAGGAUGAGUAUGAGGGGGAUAGUGAAAUUGAUAGGAAGAAAGGGAAGGAGAAGAAGGGAGGUAAGAAAGGGGAUAAGAGCAGCGGUGGGUCGGAACAGCAGAGGGGGAAGAAGGAGGAUGAUGAAGGGCUUGCUCCUUACCCGGUCAUGGUGCAGAAGGGGAAGGGAGAGGAAGAGUAUGAGACGGCUGUGGAGACGAUGGGUGACUAA